AUGGACACUCAAGAGACUCCGUCGGAACAGGAGUGGCGAUUGGUCGGACCCGACCAACGCCUGAAAGAUAACAUCACAGUCGUAAUGAAGUUCACUGACGGCACGGCCCUGGGGACCCUCCCGCCUGAUACAAUCGGCAGUAGCGUUCUCCAAGCAGCCGGCCUCAACUCGGCUGAAAGAAAAGACACCUUUAUCAAGAUAAGAACGAUCCAAAAUCUUAUCGCGAUAGACACCUACCGCCAGUCGGCAGCGGAGAAGAUUCUCCGUCUCCAAGAAAUCCAGAUGCAUGGUCAAACGCGCAGCUUGAUCGUCUAUCAAGCCAGUGGAAAAGACACAAUCAAGGGAGUCAUCAAUGGUAUCCAAGUGUCUGUCCCAGACGAAAUAAUCCAACGCUCACUGGAGGUCCAGGGAGCCAAGAUCCUCCAAGCGCGAAGAAUCGCAUCGUCAAAAACUAUUUUGAUAACCCUGGAGGGCAACCGCCUUCCCCGAUAUGCUCUUUACGGUAGGGUAGUCAUGAGACUAUACCCCUACCGACCCAGAAGCCUUUUCUGUCACAUCUGCGCCGUCAUAGGCCACCGAGCAGAUGUAUGCCCCAACAAACCCCAUUUCACCACCUGUCUUAACUGCGGAACCAAGCACCCACCGGGAUCAUCGGGAAACACGCCCCACAACUGCGAGAUUCAGUGUCAAAACUGUGGAGGGGAACAUCCAGCUAACUACCCCCAAUGCCCAGCACGUCAAGAGGCAGACCACGCUCGAAGGGAGGAAGAGCGCAACAGGAAGUGGCGCCAACAAGCCCCACCUAAGAAAGACCCUCAAACACACACUAGAGGAAGAUCGCGGAACCGUGACAGGUCAUAG
Messenger RNA from Ixodes scapularis (black-legged tick), 861 nucleotides. RefSeq lists its product as uncharacterized. The transcript has a single exon. The record is from RefSeq and is a predicted model, not a curated record. NCBI's taxonomy places the organism in Eukaryota, Metazoa, Arthropoda, Arachnida, Ixodida, Ixodidae. Bases 1 to 861 code for a protein of 286 amino acids.